AUGGCCGACUACACGAGAUCGUCCUCUAAGCGACGGCGAGUCUCCAGCUCCGCAAUCGAUAUGCAAUCCGCCAUCCAACAACCGGGAUCCAUCAAAAUCAACGUCGAAGGCGCCUACAUCAUAGAUCACGAGGACGAAGACUCCUCACACGGCAGCUCACCAUCCUCGCACACAGAAGGAGAAGAGCAAUCCUACCAGCACCACAACCGGGACAUCCGGCUGCCGAACCAUACCGCAGUAGUCAGCCACGUAGCCGCUGACAUCGGAGGAUCUCUGGCCAAAGUCGUCUACUUCUCCCGUGAGAACGGUGUCCCGGAGUCCGGCGGCCGACUGAACUUCCUGUCAUUCGAGACGGACAAGAUCGAUGAGUGCAUCGAGUACUUGAGGCUGCUGCAGCACAAGUAUCAAAAGACUAAUGGCGAUGCCAAAGCAGCGGAUCUCAUGGUCAUGGCGACUGGUGGCGGCGCUUUCAAGUUCUAUGAUAGGAUCAAGGAGCGGCUGGGCGUUGAUGUUGUCCGCGAAGACGAGAUGGAGUGUCUCAUCAUGGGUCUGGAUUUCUUCAUCACCGAGAUACCGACGGAGGUGUUCACCUACAACGACGAUGAUCCAGAGAAUGCCGUCGACUAUCAGGACCCUCGAUCUGAAGUCUAUCCUUACCUGUUGGUCAACAUCGGCAGUGGUGUCUCCAUGAUCAAGGUGUCGGGGCCAUCGCAGUAUCAGCGGAUAGGCGGUACUUCAUUGGGAGGUGGCACGCUCUGGGGCUUGCUGUCUCUGCUCACCGGUGCUCGCACUUUUGACGACAUGCUGGCCAUGGCGGACAAAGGCGACAACCAUGCUAUUGACCUGCUCGUCGGCGACAUCUACGGCGAGGGGAUGGGCUAUGAGAAGAUUGGCUUAAGUGAGAAGACCAUUGCAAGCAGCUUCGGCAAGGUAUUGAAGCGCAAGAGGGAGGCGGAGCGGAGAGCAGAAGACGGCAGCGGUCUUAGCAAUGGGGAUGCUGUUCCACGACCGGAGGAGCCGCCAGCUGCACCAGCCAAUGAUGAGGCUGUGAAUCUGGUUGGUGAUGGGAGGAUGUUCAAGCCUGAAGACAUCUCGCGGAGUCUGCUGUAUGCUAUAAGUAACAACAUUGGCCAGAUCUCAUACCUCCAGUCGGAAAAGCACAACCUACAACGCAUAUACUUCGGAGGCUCCUUCAUCCGCGGCCAUGCGCAGACCAUACAUACUCUGUCCUUCGCCAUCAAAUUCUGGAGCAAAGGAUCCAAGCAAGCAUUCUUCCUCCGCCACGAGGGAUACCUGGGAGCGGUCGGUGCCUUUCUGAAGCGGAGACCGCAGAGCUGGGGUAGAAGAGGCAGUGUUGACCUUGUAGAUAUAUAG
Saxophila tyrrhenica is the source of this 1374-nucleotide messenger RNA. RefSeq lists its product as uncharacterized. Lineage: Eukaryota; Fungi; Ascomycota; Dothideomycetes; Mycosphaerellales; Extremaceae. The transcript has 2 exons. Gene Ontology annotation, biological process: coenzyme A biosynthetic process. The record is from RefSeq and is a predicted model, not a curated record. Gene Ontology annotation, cellular component: nucleus; cytosol. Gene Ontology annotation, molecular function: ATP binding; pantothenate kinase activity. Bases 1 to 1374 code for a protein of 457 amino acids.